AUGAGCGGGCCGUCGUUUACUUCGCCCCCCGCCGCCGAGGCGGAGGAGAUGAGCCGUAUCCACUACGAGAUGGCGUAUACGGAGGACAUCAGUCAGCGGAUGCGCAUCCCGGAGACCCUCAAGGUGGCCGCCGCCGCCGCCGCUUGUGUUCAACAGCAGCAGCAGCAGCAGCCGCCCCCGCACGCUCAUUCCGCUCUGAUGCAGGUGCCCGAGAGAAUUGUUGUCGCAGCGGCCGACGGGGACCCCCGACUGUCGUGUCCCAGAGACUUGGAUUUAAUUCAGUCCGUUCCGGCCACCGCCGAGCUCCUCGACAUGAAGGCCCCGCCGCGCGUUCUGACGCUGUCCCGGCAGCCGCUGGACUCCCUGGAAACCCGGCAAAUAAGCAAGAGCGACCCCGCUCACGCGGCUCCCUCUCGAUCCGGAAGGGAACGGGGUGCCGGGGAGAUGGCUUCCGCUCGCCAUAGCGGUCAGGUGAUUAGAGGGGACGUCAGUGUAACCCCCUCACCUUCUGCCCCCCUGGUCCGCAUGUGCCCCCCGCUGUGCUCCCCCGAGGACGCCGACGUCAACCUGAUGACGGCGGCGGGCUUCCUGACUUACGUCCGGUCCGCCACGCGGCGGGCCUACCGGCAGUUUCUCCAGGUCUUGGACGACAGCCAGCGACGGUCGCACCCGGACCUGGCCUCGGACGUCACCCCGGAUGAGUUUGGCUUAGCGGACGCCUCCUCGCUACGACGGCAAAUCGUGAAGCUGAACCGCCGUCUGCAGAUGCUGGAGGAAGAAAACAAGGAACGCUCCAGGCGAGAAGUGCUCCUGUAUUCCGCUACCGUUGCUUUCUGGCUAUUUAACACCUGGGUUUGGUUCCGCCGCUGA
Nerophis lumbriciformis (worm pipefish) is the source of this 870-nucleotide messenger RNA. The record is from RefSeq and is a predicted model, not a curated record. Lineage: Eukaryota; Metazoa; Chordata; Actinopteri; Syngnathiformes; Syngnathidae.